Messenger RNA from Lytechinus pictus (painted urchin), 3399 nucleotides. RefSeq names its product alpha-1,3-mannosyl-glycoprotein 4-beta-N-acetylglucosaminyltransferase C-like. Gene Ontology annotation, biological process: protein N-linked glycosylation. Bases 428 to 1915 code for a protein of 495 amino acids. Gene Ontology annotation, molecular function: acetylglucosaminyltransferase activity. NCBI's taxonomy places the organism in Eukaryota, Metazoa, Echinodermata, Echinoidea, Temnopleuroida, Toxopneustidae. The transcript is spliced from 5 exons. The record is from RefSeq and is a predicted model, not a curated record.
AGUUUGGGGAUUAAUUAAGCCUUUAUACAGACAGAAGAAGAAGCGUGAAACAGCCGUGUAUCUGGGCCGUGUAUGGACCAUUAUUAGUAUAUAUCUCUAUGCCUAUACCCUACCACAAAUGGUAAAAUGAAAAUGCAGGGGUCAAUUACGCGCAAAGCUAGCUAGCUCGCUCAAGGUCGGCCAAUUAAUCGGGGGCGCUAGAUACCGUAUGGCAAGGCCCUAUAUGGCCCAUUAUGGUGGUAACACUAUGGAGGUUUGUGUGAAAGUUGCAGGGAAAAUUGGCACUUCCUUUCAUGAGCCGGAAAUGUGGAAUGGAGUUCUGAAAAAUUAAGACUGGUCCACUAAUACAUGAUGUGACAAACAUCGACUUGAGAAAUGAAAGGCAGUCACCUCUCCAUACACUCCUGAGUUCUCUCCACUCAACAAGAUGCCACGCCCAAGACUACUUCACAAACUUCUCUAUGCUGGCGUAGUCGUUUUGUGCAUCGUGAGUUGCUGGAAUGCACGUUUGCUUUAUACUGUAAAAGAUGACAAGGAGCCCACCAAACAUGCCCAGUUCAUCAAACAGGUCAUAAAUCAACGGGACACUUUGUUCGACACUAUCGGUAUACUUAAACAAAAGUGCUCUGGUGAUCAUGGAAGAAGGCGUGGAUCAGGGAGGAAUUCCUCAGAUGGAUCUGUUUGGAUAUGGACCAAACCAAGUGAAGUAGACCUCAGAAAAUCCCUUGUCUUAGGAUAUAGAAAAGAUGAGACAGGUUUUCUGACGAUAGGCAUACCCACGGUUCAAAGAGAGAGUGAACACUACCUUACGCAAACUCUAGAUUCCCUCAUCGAGAACUCGACCCCAGAGGAACAGGCAGAGGUCACACUGCUGGUAUUCCUGGCAGAUUUUGAAGAGGAGAAGCGCAACGUCUUGAAGAACCUUCUGAUGGACAGGUACCUGAACUAUCUUGAAAGUGGAUAUAUACAAGUCAUCCAAGCCCCUCAAGGAUUCUACCCACCCCUCGACAACUUGAAAUUGUUAUAUGGCGACUCUAAAGAAAGGGUCUACUGGCGCUCAAAGCAGUGUGUGGAUUUUGCCUUCAUGUUCUUCUAUGCCGAUAGUCUUUCAGAAUACUAUAUCCAAAUUGAAGAUGAUGUUGUUACAACUGCAGGGUAUAUAAGUGCAAUUCAAGAAUAUGUUCAGUUGAAGAGUAGUACUGAUUGGAUUACGCUGGAGUUUUCAGUCCUAGGUUUCAUCGGGAAGCUCUUCCAUGCUUAUGACCUGGACAGGCUGGCACAGUUCAUCAUGUUUUUUUACCAGGAGCAGCCCGUUGACCUCCUCUACCGGUAUUUCACUUCAAUAAACGGCCAGAAGGAGAUGCACCAACGGCUGCCAUCGAUUUUCCAGCACAAGGGGAAGCAAUCAUCGCUCAAGGAUAAGGAAAGCCACUUGGAAGACAACUUCUUUGACCUUUAUAAGCGCCAGUAUAUAGAUAGCGACAAUCCUCCAGCCAAAGUGUACAGUGAUAUGAAGCAGUUCAGUAUGUACCUUGGGCCACAGUUGAGUUACAGUAUAGAGCCUGGGUACUUCUGGGCGGUGAGUCCUCAAGAAGGCCAGUCAGUAGUUGUUGUCUUCAAUGAUCCUACGGUGCUAUCCCGCAUCGCCGUUGCAACUGGAUCGGACAAACAUCCCGCAGACAUAUUAGAAGUGGCUGCACUCGAGUUGAGCUCUGCCCUACUCCAAAGUGGAAAUGAAGGGACUUUGCCAGAGUGUAGCAGCUAUGUUGAGAUAGGGCAAUUCGUGAAAGGUAGUAUCGAUGUCAAUGUGCAAGAUAAAUUUACUGAAACUGUGGCAUGUCUCCGUAUUCAUGUUCUUGUUUCUCAGGUUCAGUGGGGAGUUAUAAGAGAGAUUGCUGUUUGGACACAUCACUGAUUGUAUAACUCAUUGCAUAGUUCCUUUACUGUUAAUAUUCUCUUGAAUAUUUGUGAGAAUGUUUUACAGGAACAUGUCCAUGAAGAGCAUUUUCUCAUGAAUGGCAUUUUCCUUGUCUCCCUUGGGCAUUUUUCCACACACAGGUUUGACUGUUUGAAGUACAGGAGACCUACUACAUCUGGGGGUCAUUUCAUAAAGAGUUUAAUACAACUUCAUAUAAUAUGUAUAGUAAGUUUGCCAACCAACAUCAACUUCCAUGAAAUCAGUGGCCCGAAUUCACAAAGCAGGUUUCGAAAACCAUGGUCUAUGUAGAUUUCCUGUAUAAAUUAUGCUUAAUUUGCCGCAUAUACUGAAAAGUGUCCAAUACUGAUGUGCGCCUAAUUGACGCCUGUUACCAUGGUUAAGUACGCUAUUGUAUUCAUGAGUCCACUGUUUAAAGAGUGGACUUAUUAAUUCAAAACUGUGGACUAAUGAAUAAAAUAGCGUAUUUAACCAUGGCAACAGGCGUCAGUUUGGCACACUGUGACAAAAGCGUGCAUCAGCAUCUGACAUUUUUUAACAUGCGUGGAAAAUGUGUAACUUAUAUACAGGAAUUCUGCAUAAACCGUGGGUUCAACCGAUGAUUGUAAAAACCUCCUUUGUGAAUUCUGGCGUUUGAGUUUGAUUGGCUUUUGUUCACUGUUUACAUGAAAGUUACCUCUAUGCCACAUGUCCUGUAGGGACAGUCAUUUUCCGCAGAAAAUUGCCUUUUCCGUUCUGAAAACCUGUAAUUCCAUGUCAAGCUUGAUGUAAAAUGGUAAUUCCAUUAUUUCAUAGAAAAUACAACUCAGCAAAAGCAUAAAUCCUGUUUUGCAUAGGUGAAUUCAUUGAAUUUUCACAUGAAAAGUAAAGAACCAUAAUUAUGGAUUUUUUAUUUUCAUUUCCUUGUAAAUUUCUAGACCCAGGCAUGAUGAAAAUGAAAAUAAUGUCUCUUUAGUUUUCUUUUCCUAAAUCCCCAUAAAACCAGUUUGCUGCAUGCAUGAUUUAUAUUUCAUAUUGCUUUGUCUGCAGUAAUAUGUCAUCACACAGAAGUAUGUUAACCCAUAUUUGGUGUCUUAUACAUGCUUGCUGAUUUUUUUAGGCAAAAAAAUGUGUGAUAUGGAUUAUAUGAAUUGAAGAACCUAUGUUUGAACUGAAGCAAAAUUCUCUUAAAUUGAAUCAAUAUGAAUUGUGAUCUGCAUAUAGUAUUUUUAGGGGUCUUGUACAUGGUAAUCAAGUCAAUUUGAAGUUCUCUGUGUAAUAUACUGCAAUAGAUAUACCUCUUGUGUUAAGCAUAUCUAUUUAAAAUGAAGCUUUUAAGUGCAAUUGUGAAUUUUUACACCAAGAUGACAAUGUAGAAAAUUAACUAUAUUAUAUAUUUAAUGACAUCACUUUUUUUAAAGCAUAGUCUUAGAACUCUCCAUAUUUUUUGUACAUUUUAGACAAUCAUUGUGUAAUCUAGACAA